Messenger RNA from Adineta steineri, 2505 nucleotides. Lineage: Eukaryota; Metazoa; Rotifera; Eurotatoria; Adinetida; Adinetidae. The record is from the annotation of a GenBank genome assembly.
AUGGUGAAAAAAAAGCCGACUGAAUCACUUUUUUCUACAUUAGUUCGACAAAUAAAUACUGAACCAUCAUCAGCUGAAUAUCAUCUUAUUGAUAAUGAAUAUUUUGCUACAUUUAAUUCUAUAAAUGAUAUUCAAGAAUUUCAUAAUAAAUUAAUUGAAAAACAACCGAUAAUUAAUACUCAACAAGAUGAUGAUGAUGAUAAUAAUUUUGAAAUCGAACAGAAUAAUAAUGAAAUGAAUAUGAAAUCAUUUGCUGAACAAUUUCUUAUUGAUUUACCUGAAUCAUUAACAACAUUAGAUCAAACUCAUACAAAUCAAUCGAUUAAAAGAAAAGAAAUGACCUCUGUAAAUUCUAAUAUUGAGCUAAAUCAUAAACGACAACGACAAAAUAUUCGAGAUUUACCACAAUCAAGUAAUUUUAUAUUUAUGUCUGAUGAUGAUAAUGAAGAUAUAUUUAAUAAUUACGAAGAAAAAAAAUCAUCUUCACGUUCAAAACGAAUUGCAUAUGAAGAUAUGAGUUCAAUUCUUUUAACAUUAGAUAUUAAACAAAAAAAGAAAAAACAUGUGUCAAAAAAUGAUAAUCAACAACCAACAAUAGCUAUUGAAUUAGCUGAGCCAUCUAUAAUCAAAAAUGAACCAACAGAACAAGAACAUCUUGUAAUCACUCAUGUGACUGAAGCUAAAGAAGAACCAGUGGAGCUAAAUGUGAUUCCAACAGGUCCAAUGGGUUUUGGAACACCUGAAUAUUCCGGUGAUUUAGAUAAUUAUGUUCAAAAUAUUCAUCGAUCAUGUUCAACAAAUGUAUCACUAUCAGAUCCAUCAUCAUUACGACCAAAACGUAUUCGUAAACGAAAAAAAUUCUAUAUAGAAGAAAGUGAAUCAGUAAUUAAACCACCAAGAAGAAUACGAAAAAAACCAACACAAUUAAAUACUAAUUCAAUAUUAUUAACUGAUGCUGAAAUUGAACAACAAUUUGGUGAACGUUUAUCACCAACAAUUAAAUGCGAAUAUAAUGAUGAAAUGCAACAAAAUAUUACAGAUAUUGCAAUUGUACCUCAAACACCAAUUGAAAAAGCAAGAGCAAAAUUAACAAAUGCUUUAGAACGUGGGCAUGGUCCGGAUACAUUUUUACUGAAGAUUCGUUCUCGUGAAAGUCGAAUGAUUGAAAUUGAACUAGCUAUUUAUGGUACAGCUGAUUGGCAUUCGUAUCGCACAAAAGUUCUAUCAAAAAUUGAAGAGGCGCUUCGUGGUCUUCGUGUAAGUUGGACAAAAAUCGAUAUUCGAGUUGAUGAUUUUGAUGUACAAAUUUGUACAUCACCACAAGCUGCAUUAGCAACACCACCAUCAUCAUUAACAAAUGCGAAUUCAUCAUGGUUUUUAAAAGCAUUAAGUGAGUUUGGUCCAUUAAUUGUUCAUAUUCAUGAUCGACGUUAUCCUCAUCAACGAAAAUUUGUUAAAUGCCCAUGUCCACAAUGUCCAUCCAAUGAACAAAUAAAUGAAUCAUCAUUACCUAUUAUUGUUAGUGUAUCACCUGCAAAAAUACCAAAUCAUCGUUUAUCAUCUCCGACAAUUCUUCGUAAAACCCAUUCAUCAUUAAAUUCAUUUACAUCCGCAUUUCCUACUAUUCAUAUACCAUUUUUCAAAGAACUUAUUCAUCAAUAUGGUAUGAAUACUAUGAAUUCUGUUACACAAUGUGUACUUGAUUUAACACUUAUAACAAGUGUUCAUUCAUCAUUAUCAAAUCUUCUCAUAUCAAAUGAAAAUUAUCCAAUAAAAUAUCAACAAAUUAUCAAUCCAUUUAAAUCUACAAAUAUUAACAGUGAAAAUUUAACAGUGGAUAAAUCUUUUUUUCAAUCAGACAUUUUAACAUUCUAUCAAAAUAUAAAACAAAAUCAAGCUAAUAUACGAAAUGCUCAAUCAAUGAAAAAUGUGAUUUUUAAUAACAUUCCAAAACCUUCUUCAUCAUCAUCAUCAAAUAUAAUUAAAACAACAACAUUAAUUCUACCAAAACCGUCAUAUAAUCGUCGUCCACUUAUAAUGAAUCGUUCAAAUAAUAAACGCUAUCGAAAUCAAAUACCAAAUAAUGAUAAUAAUAAUAAUAAUAAUAAUGGAAUAAAACAACAAGCACAUUUUACACCAAUUAUUGAACUGAAACCAAUUUUAGGUGGAUCAACAUUAACCGAUGACGAACCAAUUCGAAAAGUUACGAAAAUUAUUUCAACUAAUACAAUACAAAAAGAUUCACAACGUUUUAAUACUAUUACAACGCAAGAAAUAACGCCACGUGUUAUUCGUUUAUCAAUUACUAAACCAUCAUCAUCCAUUCCAAAUUCAAUACGAUUAGUAUCGUCAACAUCGCCUAUAAAUAGAAUAGAAACAUCACCAUUAGUACCUAAACAAAUUAAUAUUAUUAAACCGUUUACAUCAUCAUCAAUUGCACCUGCUAUAAAACUUUCUAAUCCAAUACUUAUUUCAAAUAAAUCACAACAAUCAUUGAUUAAAUAA